AUGCGCCGGCAAAGAAAUGUUUUUGUACGCUUCUCGAAUGAAGAAGAUUUCCUAAAAGCUUUAUCAAGGGAAAGCUAUGAUAUUGAAGGGGCUGCAUACCGUGUAUUUCAUUGGACAGUGGAGUUCCAAGAAGAUGAGGAACCUGCACAGGUGCCAGUAUGGCUUAUGCUACCUGGCCUUCCACCGAAUUUUUAUCAAGAAUCAUACCUUAGGAAUAUAGUGGCUCCGAUAGGUACAUUUUUACGUAGGGAUAAUGCAACGAGGUGUGCAACAAGAAUUGAUGGUGUGCGAGUUUGUGUCCUUAUGAAUAUUGAUCAAGAGCCAAUAUCUUCCUUUUGGAUUGGAACGCCAAGACAGCUUGCAAGUAUAUUCCAAGAAGUUGAAUAUGAAACUCUGCCAGCCUUUUGUUCUUGUUGUAAAGUGCAAGGAUAUAAUCUAAAAACAUGUAAGACUAAGUUCAACGAAGGGAAAGACUACAAGAACUUGAGGAAUAUUAAAUCUAACCGAGUUUGGGUUCCUAAGGAGAAGGAGGAUGCGGUUAAUACGGCAAAAGAUUCAUCAGGUAAGGCUAUCGAGACAUCCUCUAUUUUGGUAAUUCAUAAUGUAGAGGAAAAUGAGUUAAAUGAUGGAAGUAAUGAAGGGAUGGUGUCUUUAGAUGCUGAGAUUGAUAAGGGAGAAACUAAGAGUGAUCGGGAAGCAGUUGGGGCUUUAGAAUCUGGGAUAGAUGUGACAAUGUUGGCAGAAUCAAGUGGAGCGGAAAAAGACUUGGUUUUGGUUAUGGGUAAUGACCAGGUUCUGCAACCUGUGGUGGGGUCUGAUAUGGAGGGUCUGGACGUUAACUCUAAGGAGCAAAUAGGAGGUACAGGGGCUUCUAGUUCGGAGGACUUGCAACUGGUAGUUUUUGACCAAGAUAAUCUUGUUAUGGAAUCAAAAUCUGAGGAUGAGAUGGAGGUGGCGCAUCCAGCGAAGGAGAAGGACGAAAAUUCUGAUUCUGAGUUAUCAAAAAAGAAAGCUGGGAAGCUUUGGUGCUUCUGGGUUGCUGGGAUACAGGUGGAUGUUGUGGGAGGCUCGGAUCAGUAUUUAGCUCUGAUGAUUAAUUCAAACUUUUUGAUAUCAGCUGUAUAUGCAAAGUGUCGGUAA
Juglans regia (Persian walnut) is the source of this 1140-nucleotide messenger RNA. RefSeq lists its product as uncharacterized. The coding region runs from base 1 to 1140 and encodes 379 amino acids. The transcript is spliced from 2 exons. Lineage: Eukaryota; Viridiplantae; Streptophyta; Magnoliopsida; Fagales; Juglandaceae. The record is from RefSeq and is a predicted model, not a curated record.